Molecule: messenger RNA, 1518 nt
Organism: Haemonchus placei
Lineage: Eukaryota; Metazoa; Nematoda; Chromadorea; Rhabditida; Trichostrongylidae
Source: the annotation of a GenBank genome assembly
UCAGACCCAGAUGCUGCAGGUUUUUGUUUGUUACAGCAGUCGUAUCCAGCAUGGGAAAUGGUCGGACAACGUGCACAAAAGCUAUCGGCCCAAUUAAGGGCUACUGCCGCUUGCAUUGCAGGAUUCGUGGACUCAGUACAGGCUGUAAGCGACUAUGCCAACAAUUUGAAAGGUGCUGCACGAGAUAUGGGUGUUUGCAUGACAAGGGUGUGCAUGCGUGAACGAGCUUUGGAGCAUCGCCUAAGAGCCGUAGCGGAUGCGUUAGCUGACGAGACGGCGGUCAGCAUCCAGCAACGGGCAGCUUAUUGGAAACAAAGGACUGCUGAACUGGACAAGAGUGCCGCUAAGCAUGUGAAAAAGGUGAGAACGAGAAAAGGCCGACCGGACCCGGCCGCUGUUUCCGAACAACGUCAACUUUGUAGUCAAGUUCUUAGCGAACAACGUACCCAGUUCUCGUUCUUCAUAGGAACCAUUAUGCCGGUUUUUACCGCCGAAAUUUCUCUUCUCGAUGAAGGCUCUCACAUUCGACAGGUGGUCGAGAACCUGGACAGCACGGUGAAGUUCGUUGACGGUCAUACCCUGGUGCAGACUAUUCUUAGCGACUUAUCACAAGGCGCCGAUAACGCUUGGCGACAAUGUCUGACGAAUGCCGCUCGUGCCUACCGUAGUGGCGACUCGGGCGAGGAUGGCGGUCUGUCGACACGUGCCACAACCCCUGGAAGUAGUUUCAGUCAUGGUGCGUUUCUAGGUUUUAUAGGCGGAAGGUGGGAUAGUUUGUACAGCCGCAUUGAACCCUCGGGGCUACUCCAAGAUUUCCUAUCUGGAAACUUUGUCUGGAUUUCGAGGAGUGCAGUAUUUCAGACGCCAACGUUUUGUACAGCUCCCACUUUUCGGACUGGCAGCAGCUCAUGCAGUAGUUCAGACGCAGCUUCAUCAGCGGCCUUGAUAGCUGAGACACUGCAACAAAUCGAUCAGCUUGGAUCCGAUCUCGAAAGUUAUUGUCAUACUGCUGUACCACAUCGUGUCCACACGGAAUAUGCUGCAUUGCGUACAACGAACGGAUGUGAUCCACCGUUAGCAACCGCCAAUGGACAUGCAACGAAUACAGGAUCCAAUGCUGGAGGUGGCGGUUCUCAUAUGCAGAAUGGAGUCCGUAUAAGAGGAGGUGGGUCUGGAGAAGCUCAUGUAAAAUUGCCUACCUUAGCUUAUCUGGAUGCUCUUUUUGUUUUUACUCCUCUGUGUUUACAAAUUAGCUAUGACAGACAAUUUAUAGGUAAUGUGGGUAUUUACAAAAAAAAGUUUUCAGAAAGUGCGUCUCGCCCACCACCGCCGACACGGCGAACCAGCACGAUCACAUCAGCUACCCCAACGGCCCCUUCGAUUGCAGAAGCUCGAAUGAGUAUGGGAUCUAUGAUGGGUGAGUAUUUGAUCUUCAAGAAGAUUCAGCAUUUAAUUAAUGAUUAUCGAUUGAUGGAUCGGAAUCAAGAUAAAUUUGUCAUACAAAGCGAAUCACUGUAA